This is a messenger RNA of Ochotona curzoniae (black-lipped pika), 548 nucleotides long. It is a transcript of the gene CISD3, whose product is annotated as CDGSH iron sulfur domain 3. The record is from RefSeq and is a predicted model, not a curated record. NCBI's taxonomy places the organism in Eukaryota, Metazoa, Chordata, Mammalia, Lagomorpha, Ochotonidae. The transcript has 5 exons. Gene Ontology annotation, molecular function: 2 iron, 2 sulfur cluster binding. Gene Ontology annotation, cellular component: intracellular membrane-bounded organelle. Bases 52 to 435 code for a protein of 127 amino acids.
GGCGGAGCCGGCACGCACUGCCGGGCGGCCGUAGCCGGACGGAGCUCGGCCAUGGGCGGCGAGCGGAUGGUGCUGCGGCGGGCGGCGCACGGUGCCCUGAUGCUGGGCCCUGCGCGGAACAUCUCCUCAUGGCUGGCCCGAUGGUUCCCCAAAGUCCCAGCCAAGCCCGUCGUGGCCCUGAAAACACCCAUCAAGGUGGAGUUGGUGGCUGGGAAAACCUACCGGUGGUGUGUGUGUGGCCGCAGCAAGAAGCAGCCCUUCUGUGACGGCUCUCACUUCUUCCAACGCACUGGCCUGUCCCCACUCAAGUUCAAGGCCCAGGAGACCCGUACAGUGGCUCUCUGCACCUGCAAGGCCAGCCAGAAGCCACCAUUCUGUGAUGGAACACACAAGAAUGAGAGUAUACAGAAGGCAGAGGUGGGCUCCCCUGUCUGAGUUGGCAGUCUCAGUGGCCUGGGCUUCGGGCCUCCCACACCCCGAGAGGAUCCUGGGCUGGCCUGGGGGUUCCCGACUCAGCGGCUGCUGGUAUAUAGAGAUGGGAUUAAAGA